UUCAUAUCAAUACCUACUCUUCUCUCUCUUGUGUAUUUUCUUGCCAUUGGCGAAUACCAGCGACCGUUGGACGUCCAUUUUAGUUUCUCAUAUUCAACACCAGCGGACGCCCUGUUGCCAGCUGUUCCUCGGUUACUCAUUUAUCGGAUGUUUUGAGGGCUCGAUGAGCUCCAGCGAGUCCAUGGAGACGACUUUCGUAGAAUCAACGUUCGGAUGUUAGAGUUGCUUUUUCUUUUUUAUCGCUUUGUUGUUUUUGAUCGCUGCACGUACACGUGCGUUUUUCGGGGUUAUUGCGAUACAGCAGGAUGGACUUGAAGACGACGAUUGCGGUGUUGAGCCGGAAAGACACAAUUGAAAAGGCUCAGUCCUGGUCGAACAAAACCCCUGUGUUACCUACCGAGCUCUACAUAGUCCUCGAAAAUGGUCUCAAAAAUUCAGAAACAUACUCGAAAACCUGCCAGCAGUAUUUAACGGUGCUCAAAGGUCUCUCCUCAUUCAGAGACAUUGAUCGGAAAAUAUACUGGUACCUCUGGAAAUUGAUGUUGUACCUGGAGCAGUAUCAGGGGAUCGUCGAGUGCAAGAGUUAUUCUCUCUACGGACAGAAACUCCAAAAAUCAGUGAUAAGGAGAGGAGAGUUCGUCAUUUAUGUGCCUGGCUUGUCGGAGGACAGACCUUCCCUUCGAGUAAGGGAUAAGGUCGACAUCACUCCAGUGAAUGACAUGCAGCAGGUAGUUGGAGAGAUACAAUACGUGGGGCGAGAUUACAUCUCAGUUAGCGUGGACAAUAGGCUCGCUCAAAAAUUUACUCCUGAACAAUUGUAUAAUAUAUCUUUUCGUUGGUCGGACUGGGAGAUGUCCAAUCUUAAUUUUGUACUUGAUAAAAUGGAACAAUUCAAUCUCAUGCGCAUGGUAUUCCCGAUUGGCAGAGAAUACAAUAAUCAAAAGAUUGAGAAACUCUCCUGGGUGAACAAGACCAUCGAAGAUAAUCCAGAGCAGCAGCAGGCAAUUAUCAAUAUUCUCUCAAAAAAUUCCAAGCCAGAUCCAUACAUUCUCUUCGGCCCCCCAGGAACAGGGAAGACCUCAACCCUCAUCGAGGCAAUUCUUCAGAUUUACAAACGCGACUCCUCAACCCGAGUGCUCAUCUGCACACCCUCCAACUCAGCAGCAGACGAGAUUGCUCUAAAGUUGCUGCGCCAUACACCAGAGGUAAUCCCAGAGAACGCAUUAUACCGUCUGUACAGUGCCUCAAGGAGUAUCGACGACGUCCACGACUCGAUAAAAGGUGCCUCAAACCUCGCUUCGGAUGAGGCAGUUUUCCUCGCUAAAAGCGUCUUUCUUACAAAGAAAAUAGUUAUCGUAACCCUAUCGACUGCGAUGAGAGUCUACAACUACGAGCUGAAGGAGAAUCACUUUUCGUAUCUCUUUAUCGACGAGGCAGGCCAGGCAUCAGAGCCUCAGACCCUGAUCCCCCUUCUGACAAUGUGUGGUAACAAAGUACAGCUGAAUGAUUAUAUCCGUGGUCAAGUAAUAAUAGCUGGUGAUCCUAAGCAACUGGGACCAUGCUGCCAUUCUCGACUUGCUGAACCCAUCCUCUCCAAGUCGAUGCUGGAGAGACUCAUGUCCUGGGGACCUUACAAACAUUCGGAAACCGGUUACGACCCCAAUUACGUUACUAAACUCGUGAAGAAUUACAGAUGUCAUCCGGCGAUUCUCCAUAUCCCCAAUAAACUCUUCUACGAUGGAGAAUUGGUUGCCUGUGGUGGAAGUCACACGAGGCGCGCUGCUGAUUGGUUCUAUCUCCCCAAAAAGAACUUUCCUGUGAUAUUUCACGCUGUCAAAGGCGACGAAAUGAGAGAGAAGUACUCACCAAGUGUCUACAACCCCGCCGAGGUGCGCAUUAUUGUGAAUUACGUGAAAAAACUCAUUGGGAGUAAUCUGGGGGGCAGAGUCGUCGAGAAAAGUGAAAUUGGAAUCCUGACGCCUUACAAACUGCAGAAGGCGAAGAUCGUGGAGGCCCUCGAGGCGAAUGGCAUCAAGGAUCUGCCGGUGGGAACUGUGGAGAUAUUUCAGGGCCAGGAGAAAGAUAUAAUCAUCAUCUCUACUGUCAGGUCGGUUCUCUAUCGAGGCACAGGAGGUAAGAUUCAUAUUGGGUUUCUAUCAAAUCCUAAGAGAUUCAAUGUGGCUGUUACCAGGGCUAAGGCUCUGCUGAUUGUCGUUGGGAAUCCCAUGAUUCUUGAGCAUGAUGACUGCUGGAGGGAGUUCAUGCAGUAUUGCCUUGAGAAUGAGGCUUGGUAUGGCCCUAAACACCUGCUGGACAGGUUCGUCAGUCACAGUGAGAUCGUUAAACUCUUGUCGAAAAAGCACCACGUCACGCCCAGGUGGGAUCCCAACGCGAAUUUACGAGUUGUAGAAGAUGCCACUUCGGCGAGGCAUUACAAUUUCAAUGAUCAGGAGCGAGAUGAGAGAAGGAGGAGAAUACCUGUGGGUUGGGUUGAGAACAACUCUGAGGAUCAUUCUUCUGAGGAAACUGCAGAAUCGCAGAGAUCUCAAGAUACUCUCAAAUCAAGAGAGGAAUUGGAUUACUGGCCAGAGUUUUUCGAUCUGGAAGAAAGUGAUGAGGAGGAUAAUGACUGUCUAGAGAAGGAGGAAAAUUACAGCUCUCCGAAAAAUGAGGGGAACGAAAGGGCUUCCAAUGAAUCCGGCGGAAAAUUCGAGAAUGAUAAGAUUUUUGAAAAGUUGAGGAAGAGAAUGGAGGCCUUGGAGAUCUCUUUGAGUAGCUCCAGUAACUCUCUGGGCUAAAUGUGAGGGUCAGAGAUAUAUUUUUGGAGAAAAUUUGCAAGGCAUUAUUACAGGGUAUGAAUUUGACAUUGUGGAGGCAGUGUUUAAGGUUUAAGUUUUAGUUGGAAAUAAAGAGAGAGAUUUUUAUUUAUUUUGAUCUACGAGGAGAUUUUUGUUCAGUUGAAUAGUCAGUAAAUGACUGUGAUUAUAAACAUUACGAAAAUGAGAUGUGAUUAUGAAUGUUCCGUACCUUCGCAGGCGUGAAAGAUUUAUAUUUCUAUACGUCUGAGCACCAAAGCAUCAAGACAAGAGUAAAGUUUAAUGUUCUGUUAUUAAUGAGAAGAGUUAUAUUGAUAGGGAUUAUAAACUUUCCGAAGUGCUCUUCAUUGAAUACGUUUAUAAAAAUAAUACAAGGGAGGUAAUCCAUUAGUGUUACAACAAUCGCAGUGAGAAGAAAAGUUCAAAGUAAAUGACAAUCUUUAAUUUUUAUAUUGUUAACUGACAAUCAUUUGUACCAAAUAUAACGUUCGUUUGAACAUUAAAGGAUUUAAUAAAAGAUGAAGAAAUUAA
Fopius arisanus is the source of this 3347-nucleotide messenger RNA. RefSeq names its product putative helicase mov-10-B.1. Gene Ontology annotation, molecular function: 5'-3' RNA helicase activity; RNA binding; ATP hydrolysis activity. Lineage: Eukaryota; Metazoa; Arthropoda; Insecta; Hymenoptera; Braconidae. The coding region runs from base 306 to 2798 and encodes 830 amino acids. Gene Ontology annotation, cellular component: P granule; cytosol. The record is from RefSeq and is a predicted model, not a curated record. Gene Ontology annotation, biological process: regulatory ncRNA-mediated post-transcriptional gene silencing. The transcript is spliced from 5 exons.